AUGAGACUGGCGCUGCUCUGGGCGCUGGGGCUCCUGGGUGCAGGCAGCCCUCUGCCCUCUCGGCUCCUCCCAAAUAUAGGUGGCACCAAGGAGGAGGAGAAGGCCAUGAGUAAUCCCUUGGAGCCCCAGUUCCUUCAGGACAGCCUCAUGCUUCAGACCAGUCUUCCUGAGGCCCUUCGGAUCAAAUUGGAGCUGGACGGUGAGAGUCAUAUUCUGGAGCUGCUACAGAAUAGGGAUCUGGUCCCAAGCCGCCCAACCUUGGUGUGGUACCAGCCUGAUGGCACAAGGGUGGUCAGUGAGGGACAUACUCUGGAAAAUUGCUGCUACCAGGGAAGCGUGCAAGGCCAUGCAGGCUCCUGGGUCUCCCUCUGCACCUGCUCAGGUCUCAGGGGUUUGGUGGUCCUGUCCCCAGAGAGAAGCUACACUCUGGAGCUGGGGCCUGGGGACCUUCAGGGUCUUCCCAUUAUCUACCGGAUCCAAGAUCUCCUCCUGCCAGGCCACACCUGUGCCCUGAGCUUGGGUGUCUCUGUGCCCAUGCAGGCUCCACCAGAGCAUCCCUGGAGACAGCACCACAAGCGCCGGCGGAGGCGGGAUGUGGUGACAGAAGCCAAAAUUGUUGAGCUGGUGAUUGUAGCUGACCAUUCAGAGGUCCAGAGGUACCCGGACUUCCAGCGACUGCUGAAUCGCACACUAGAAGUGGCCCUGCUCCUAGACACAUUCUUCCGGCCCCUGAAUGUACGGGUGGCACUAGUGGGCCUGGAGGCCUGGACACAGAGGGACCUUGUGGAGAUAAGCUCAAACCCAAGUGUGACACUAAACAACUUCCUCCAUUGGCGCCGGGCAGAUUUGCUGCCUCGAUUACCACAUGACAGUGCCCAGCUGGUGACUGCUACUUCAUUCUCUGGGCCCAUGGUGGGCAUGGCCAUUCAGAACUCCAUCUGCUCUCCUGACUUCUCAGGAGGUGUGAACAUGGACCACUCCACGAGCAUUCUGGGCAUUGCCUCCUCAAUAGCCCAUGAAUUGGGCCACAGUCUGGGCCUGGACCACCACCCACCUGGAAGCAGCUGCCCCUGUCUAGCUCCAGCCAAAAGCUGCAUCAUGGAGGCCUCCACUGACUUCCUACCAGGCCUGAACUUCAGCAACUGUAGCCGACAGGCCCUGGAGAAAGCACUCCUGGAUGGCCUGGGCAGUUGCCUCUUUGAACGGCCACCCAGCCUGUUCCCUACAGAAUCUUUUUGUGGAAACAUGUUUGUGGAGCCUGGCGAGCAGUGUGACUGUGGCUUCCCGGAUGACUGCAGUGACCCCUGCUGUGAUUACUUCACCUGCCAGCUGAGGCCAGGGGCACAGUGUGCAUCUGAUGGGCCCUGUUGUCAAAACUGCCAGCUACUCCCAGCUGGCUGGCAGUGCCGCCCUAGCAGAGGUGACUGUGACUUGCCUGAGUUCUGCCCAGGAAACAGCUCCCAGUGCCCCCCUGACGUCAGCCUGGGGGAUGGUGAGCCCUGUGCUGGUGGGCAGGCCAUAUGUCUGCAGGGGCACUGUGCCUCCUAUGCCCAGCAAUGCCAGGCACUCUGGGGACCUGGGGCUCAGCCUGCCUCACCCCUUUGCCUGCAAACUGCUAACACUCGGGGGAAUGUCUUUGGGAGCUGUGGGCGCAACCCCCACGGCAGUUAUGUGGCCUGCACCCCUAGAGAUGCCAUUUGUGGGCAGCUCCAAUGCCAGGGGGGUAUGGCCCAGCCUUUGCUGGGCUCAGUCCAGAAUCUGAUCUGGGAGAUGCUGGAAGCCAAUGGGACCCAGCUGAAUUGCAGUUGGGUACAUCUGGACCUGGGCAACGAUGUGGCCCAGCCCAUCCUGACUCUGCCUGGCACAGCCUGUGGGCCUGACCUGGUGUGCAUUGACCAUCGAUGCCAGCCUGUGAAGCUCCUAGGGGUACAGGAAUGUCGAAGCAAAUGCCAUGGGCAUGGGGUCUGCGACACCAAUGCAUUCUGCCACUGUGAGGAGGGAUGGGCACCCCCUGACUGUACCACCCAGAUUAGAGAAACCAGCUCUCUGACCACAGGACUGCUCCUCAGCCUCCUGUUGUUACUGGUUCUGGUGCUGCUUGGUGCCAGCUACUGGCACCGUGCCCGCCUGCGCCAGCGACUCUACCAGUUCAAGGGGCCUAGCUGCCAAUACAGGGCAGCCCAGUCUGGUCCCCCGGAGUGUCCAGGACCACCACAGAGGGCCCUGAUGAUGCCAGGCACCAAGCAGACUAGUGCUCUGGGCUUCCCGGCCCCCCCUUCCAGGCCGUUGCCACCUGACCCUGUGCCCAAGAGACUACAGGCCGAGCUGGCUGACCGACCCAACCCCCCCACGCGCCCUCUGCCCGCUGACCCGGUGGUGAGGCGCCUGAAGUCUCAGGGGCCUGUCAAGCCCCCACCCCCGAGGAAGCUAUUGCCUUCUGACCCCCAGGAUCAGCGCCCAUCAGAUAACCUGGCUGGCCCAGGAACUAGAAUUCCACCCCAGGUGAUACCUUCCAGGCCAGCGCCGCCUCCCCCAGCAGUCUCCUCACUCUACCUCUGA
Chrysochloris asiatica (Cape golden mole) is the source of this 2559-nucleotide messenger RNA. It is a transcript of the gene ADAM15, whose product is annotated as ADAM metallopeptidase domain 15. The coding region runs from base 1 to 2559 and encodes 852 amino acids. The transcript is spliced from 23 exons. Gene Ontology annotation, biological process: integrin-mediated signaling pathway; proteolysis; innate immune response. Lineage: Eukaryota; Metazoa; Chordata; Mammalia; Afrosoricida; Chrysochloridae. The record is from RefSeq and is a predicted model, not a curated record. Gene Ontology annotation, molecular function: integrin binding; metalloendopeptidase activity.